CGUCUUCCGUAGGGAUCACCCGGACGACGUUGGGAUGGGCCGGAUCCCGGAACCUGCGACUAGAGCCGACGGCUUCCGGCCGGCCUUUUUAGAACGGUGCACCGACCGAGGCCGGCGGGCUAUGAGAAGGCCGGAGCCAGGCCCGGAGCCGAGCAUGGAGGGGGACGUGCUGGACACGCUUGAGGCUCUGGGGUAUGAUGGUCCUCUCUUGGAAGAACAAGCACUUAUCAAAGCAGUAGAAAGUGGCCUGUCCUCACCUGAAUUUUCAGAGCUCUGCAUUUGGUUAGGAUCUCAGAUAAAACUAUUAUGUGACUUAGAAGAAAGCAUUUCUUCAACAGCCGGAAGUGAAGAUACAGAGAGCUUCCAGCUUGAGAUAAGUGGCUUUCUGAAAGAAUUAUCCUGUCCCUAUUCAACACUCAUCUCAGGAGACAUUAAAGAUCGUUUAAAAAAGAAAGAUGAUUGUUUGAAACUCUUAUUAUUUUUGAGUACAGAACUUCAAGCUUUACGGAUUUUGCAGAAGAAGAAGCUCAAAGGUUCGCAAUUGGACAAAAACAAUGAAAUUUACCAGGAAGUGCAAGCUAUCUGUGAUACCCUGUGCUUACCAAAAUCAACCACUUCUGACAUUCCAGUUGUGCUAAGCCAUGUAGAAUCAAAGAUGAAAGAUAUUCUCUCAAAAGUUCAAAAUAACCACAUAGGAAAACCAUUGCUGAAAGCGGAUUUAAGUCCAGAACAGGCGGAACGAUUGGAAAGGAUCAAUGAUGCUCUCUGCUGUGAAUAUGAAUGCCGGCGGCGGAUGUUAAUGAAGCGAUUAGAUGUUACGGUUCAGUCCUUUGGAUGGUCUGAUAGAGCCAAGGUAAAAACAGAUGAUAUAGCAAGAAUAUAUCAGCCUAAGCGUUAUGCAUUGUCUCCAAAAACAACAAUUACACUGGCCCAUCUUCUUGCUGCUCGCGAAGAUCUGUCCAAGAUUAUUAGAACAAGCAGUGGUUCUACCCGGGAGAAGACUACAUGCGCUAUCAAUAAGGUGCUGAUGGGAAGGGUUCCAGACAGAGGAGGAAGGCCAACUGAAAUUGAACCACCACCUCCUGAAAUGCCUCCUUGGCAGAAGAGACAAGAAGGCGGAGGGAGGGGUGGCUGGGGUGGAGGUGGAGGUGGAAGAGGAGGUGGGGGUGGCCGGGGUGGUUGGGGUGGAGGUGGAGGUGGAAGAGGAGGUGGUGGUGGUGGCAGCGGCGGUGGAGGAGGAGGUGGGGGUUGGGGGGGUAGUGGUGGUGGUAGUGGGGGUAGAGGUGGUAGUUUUCAAGGGAGGGGAGAUUAUGGUGGGAGGGGAGAUUAUGGUGGGAGAGGGGGUUAUGGUGGGAGAGGGGGUUAUGGCGGAAGAGGGGGUUAUGGUGGGAGAGGGGGUUAUGGAGAUCCAUAUGGAGGAGGGGGUGGUGGUGGUGGUGGUGGAUAUCGAAGAUACUAAAAUUCUGUUAUAGAUAAUUAGAUGAUGCCUGUUUUCUAGUAGAAGGAUGUGUUCGGUACUUUUAGGCGUAGUAUUUUAAAUAACAGAUUUGAAUAUGCUCUAUGAAGUAUAUACCCUUUAGACCACCUGAUACCAUCACUGUUGAAUCUGGUUAAUACAUAAAAGCAUUGUUUUUAUAUUGGAUUUUGAUCUCUUAAGGGAAGUGGUCCCUAUAUUCCAUGUAUCCUUGAGCAUGUUGGAGCUUUUUUUCCAAAAAAAAAAAUGAUGAUGAGAAAAUAAAACAAAAAGCUUUUUAAAAAUGUAAAUAUUUAUUACCACUAAUCUUAGAAUAUGGGAAGGGAAGAAUUUUAGUAUUUUCCUGGUCAGAGUUUAGACUCUAAAGUACCUAUAUUUUAUUUAAGUUUGUUUCAUAAAACUGACCCCACUUCCCAUGAAGCUAUAGACUGUUGGCUUCAUCAGUAUUUUUUGUACAUCCUUUGUAUUUGUUAAUCGCCCCCCCCCCUUUUUUUGCCUGGGAAUAAGUAGUCAAGGGGUCCAAAAUGCAUUUAUCUAGUUUUGCUUUUUCUCUACAGGAGGGACUCCAUUCAUCUAUAUUUUUGCUAGGGUUCCUUCUCUAUAGUCCAAGCCUAUUUGUACAUAUGAAAAAAUAGCAGGUUUUUUUCUCUCCAUAAAAUUCCUCCCUAGCAUUUUAAAAUCAUUUUCUGAUUUGAGUUUAAAAUCUUUAGAAUUUUCUUAUCUCACAAAACAAAGUUGAAGUGAAAAUUAUCUUAAAUUGACAAAAGUUACAUGUACUGUCUGUGUAUGAAAGUAUGAAAUAUCUUUCUUUGGCAGAAAGGGAACAAGCCUUCAAAGAAAAUAAUCAUUUUUGCCCCACUGUUAGCCUUAGUAAAGACAAGCCAAUCUGUCUGUCACCUUUUUAAGUAAGGAAUUGAUUGGGCUGAGCCUCUAGGCCAAAUUACUUUAUCUCUUGAUUCUUUAAUGUUAAAUCUGGCCAGAAAUUAUAUUGGAUUGGUAGAUUCACUACAAAUGGACCGAACUGGUUUCAUGAGUAGUGCUACUUCCUGAAGGAAAGAACUCAUUUGUUUGUUUUCUGUAGUAGUUUGGGUGAGAUAGUAGGUUGGGAUAGCUAGCCAGGGAGUUAGCUUGGCACGUCUGCAUUCAUGAUUAGAACAAUGGCCUGAGAAUCUAGAAUCCAGGGUUCUAAUCUUGGUAUUAUAUCCUGGAGGAUUAGAGGGGUAGAGCAAAUGCUCCAUCUCUUAGAAGAAAUUUCCAUGUGUCAUAUGGAGAUGAUAACACCCUGCUACUUGCUUCACAAAUAAUGUGAACAUUAGUGAAAUAAUAUUGUGAAGUCUUUUGGAGCAGUCCCUUAUAUUCAGGGAGCAAAUGGGGAAUGAUAAAUCUCUCCUAGAAAUGGGAUUGUGCUAUCCAAGUAUUUCUCAGGCAGGUUGUGGAACUGGUGUCCCAGCAUAUGCCGAACAACUUUUCAGUCUGUCUAAUUCAAUAGAUACAUAAAUAGGUUGUUAACCAGAGAAGUGAUGUGAUUACUUGUUGAGCAAAUUUUCAAAAGAAGCCAUGGGGUAAAAAUCCUAAGGAAAUGUAAUAACAUCAAAAAAGGGGAUGAUUCUGUAUGCUGCAGUCUUGAAAAUGUAUUUUCAAGCCAACCCUCUGAGACAAGAUAUUUUCCAGAGGAAAGGAAAAUGUAGAAUUUUUUUGAUUGUUAUUUGUGAGUAUUUGUUUAGGGUAUUUUUUGUAUGUUUACAUUUAGCGGACAAAAACACUCAAGUUCUCAUUUGUGACAAUAGAAAAAAUCCUUUCCAUAUUUAAGAAAACACCUUUUAGUAACAGCUGUGAACACUGAAUAAAAUACUGUUUUAAGUUUC
Phascolarctos cinereus (koala) is the source of this 3339-nucleotide messenger RNA. RefSeq names its product family with sequence similarity 98 member B (gene TSLIG3B). Gene Ontology annotation, cellular component: tRNA-splicing ligase complex. Lineage: Eukaryota; Metazoa; Chordata; Mammalia; Diprotodontia; Phascolarctidae. The record is from RefSeq and is a predicted model, not a curated record.